UUUACUUUUCAAAAUAGGUAUUUAAUUCUAUUUGUGUUAUUAUGUUUAUCAAAUCGUGAUAUUUAAUUAAUGAAAUUGUAUUAUCAGGAGUGCAUAUAGCAUUAUAAGAUGAUGAUAUCUAGAUCCAAGCAUCGUUCGUCAAUAGAAGUUUGUUCUGAUUGUGCGGCCUCUGAUCCCUCAUGGGCUUCGAUAAACCGUGGGUUGUUGUUGUGCGCGGAAUGUUGUAGUGUGCAUCGGAGUAUGGGACGACACAUAUCUCACGUAAAGUCGCUGCGACAGGGCUGCUGGCCACCAUCACUACUCGCGAUGGUUCAGGCGCUAACAGCUCAGAAUGUGAACAGUAUCUGGGAGCACUCACUUCUUGAUACAUCAGCACCUAAACAUUUGAGGAAGAAACCAACUCCUAAAGAUCCUCUACAUCCUGUUAAAUCUGAGUUUAUCCUCGCAAAACAUCUCCGUCUUGCCUAUGUGCUGCGAGCUAGAAGGGAUGAACCACCUAGUGAAUUGGGGAGGCAAUUGCAUAGUGCUGUGCGGAGCUCAUCAUUGGACACAUGCAUGAGAUUGUUGGCCCAGGGAGCAGAUCCUAAUUACUAUAAUCAAGAGAAAGGUAGCAUGUGCCUCCAUGUAGCGUGUCGAGCGGGACAGCCUGCUCAAGCAGAGUUGCUUGUGGCGUGGGGUGCGGACGUGACAGCGCGCGACAGUGCCGGCAACACCCCCAGCGAGUGUGCUCGGCUGGGCGGUCACAACGAGCUGGCAUGCCGCAUCACGGAGCUGGUGUAUGAGGCCACGGACCGCAUGAUCUACUUCCUGACGGGUGAGAGGCCCGACCACGCCGGCGGCCGUCACUACAUCGUGCCGCGUGCGCACGACACGCACGAGAUGACCGACGUCGCCAAAGCUGCCAGAGGGAAGCUGCAGUUGCUUCCCAAUCACCUUUUCGAGGAACUGGUUAUGGACAUUUAUGACGAAAUAGACAGGCGAGAAACGGAAGCCGUAUGGCAAACCAGCGCAACAGGAUUGGAGCGAUGUGGUGUGGCAUUCCUGCCGGUGAACCCUGCGCUGUCCGCGCCCAGGAACCAGGGUCGGCAGAAACUGGCGCGGCUGUCGGCGCCGGAGUUCGCCACGCUGCUGAGAGACGUGCUGGUGGAUGCGACUCGCAGACAAAGGAUCGCUUCUCUACAUCCACGAGGAAUGACGGGUCCAAUGAAUCCUCUUCUCUCCGCCAGCCAUUUGAAGCACAUGUCCCACAUGUCGGACGACGAGCCGCUCUAUGACUCGGUCGCAUCCGAUGACGAUUACGCUGCGCUUGCGCCGAUCGAGCUUGAUAUGUCCAGUUUUGACCCAAAAGCGGGCGAAACAGUAUCAUCCAGUUACAAUCCAUCGCUGCCAACAGAACAAACAGACUCAACCGCAACACAACCAAAAGAAGAAAUCGAAACAUUAAAAAAAGAACUCGACAGCCGAGACUCAACAAUCAACGAACUAAAGAGUCAGCUGAAAAACUUACAAAGCAUUGUAGAACAAUUGACUAAAGAAAACAGCGUGUUAAAAACAAAUAGUAUUGACGAUGAUAGCAUUAUAUCACAGCCUUCCAUUGAAGAUGUGAAACCGGAGAGGGGAAAGAGUUUGGAGCAACAGUUGAAUCUCACGGAAGAUGAGGUGAAAAUGAAGAGCCAAAGGCCGGUCAGUAUGUAUGAAACUAGAGAGGGACCAAAGAAUAACUGGCAGGUUACUAAACACCAGUUGACGAGUAUACCUGGUCUAGAGCGGUCGCUCACCCAGGGCACACUGGAGGGCGUGGCCAGUAUGCUGGACAUAGACUGCGUGAGGGAGCAACUGUCUGUCGAGGUGGUCCAAGUGCGCGCGGAGGCCGUGACCCGCGCCAUACAGGAGCUGUGGUGUGCGGCCCGCUCACACCGCUCGUUGCCAGACAAGGCUGACUCCAUCCGCAGUGCUACCGGCUCUCUACUGGCACUCUUUCCACAGAAGUGCGAUGACCCGUCUCUCCAGCAUGUGGUAGACGAGCUCCGGGCGGCCAGUGAGAAGGUGACCCUGGCUUGCACGAGCCAGGCGCCCCUCGACCACGUGCGCACGGCCGCCUACGACCUCGCUAAGGCUACCAAGCUCUUGGUGACACACUACCAGCCCACGUAGCGAGCGGCCAUCCGCUACACAACAGUGUAGUGGCUUCUAAACUGCUGCCUCUUCCUCCCGAUCACAAACGCUGUUGGCUUUAUUUUUAAUCGAGUGAAGUGAGCAAGUGAGAACUUGAAACUAAAUGCAUUGUGUUUUUUUAUUUUAAUUUUGCGCAUUAGAUAGGUGGUAUGCCACCAGGAUGAAGUACAUACCUGGAUUAGAGAAGCAAAUAUUAAUGAUGUGUAUGAAAGAGUUCGCAACAUACAAAAACAGUUAGGAAUUAAAAGCACAUAAAACAGAGUGUGUGCUUUUGCCAAAGUUUCUCCUUUUUUUUGUUGGUCCUUCUAUCGCGAUCAACACGUCGGUUGUAAAAUUUGCGUGAUUGACAGCAAUAAAAGUGUCGAAAUGAAGUGGUAAUCGAGUUUUGUGUAUAAAUCAUCAUAAGAAACAUCUGCUAUGUACGAAAGCCAGUAAAUAACCUUUCUUAACGCUUUUACGAUCUUUGGCUAUUCCUUGAUUGGUAAAAAGAUUAAGAGAAUAAGCAUAUUAAUAUAGUAUAAAGAAAUCAAAAUAUAAGAAGUAAUGUGUAAAAAUAUUUUUAAAUAAUACUUUAAUCGGUUUAUUUCAUCAUCCUCGCAACAAAGGCCACCAUUUUCAAAUUGUCCGGGUGCUAGGAUUAUUUGUGUACUUCAGGUACAUAGCAAAUCUAGUAAAUACUUCAUCAUGGUCAUGUAAUUUUCAAUGGAAUUUGCCAAACUUUGCCUUUGUAGAGGAAUUUAAGAGUUGAAUCGCAUCGCAUUCAUUGUGAUAAGCCUGUUAUUUGGACAUGUUGUUAUUUGGUCGUAGUUAAUUUUCACUUAACACUUCGUCAUUGCGUGGCGUUGAAUUCAAAGCGCGGUUGUAACACAACUGAACGAAAAAUCUGACUACUAGACGCGUAGGCAGAGUUUUGGUUCAGACAAUUAUUAAGCAUGAUUGUGAGUCUAAUUGUUUAUUGUACGUCAUUGACUGUUAAUUGUUAAUUGCUCAUAUUUUAGUGAACGAUCCAUAUAAAAACUUCUUUUUUGUCCAUAGAGACUAACAAGCUCGAACAUGAACCAUUACAUUCGAUAAUUGUAUUGUAAAAGUAAUGGUGUUCUAACCAAUAACAUCUUUGAAAUAUAUUAUAGAGAAUAGAGAUUGUUAUACAAGAACUAGCUAUGCUAAGCCACGCUACGCUGUGGCUCAUUAUAAUAGUAUAAAGAAAAAUAAGAGAAAAAAAAGAAGAAAAAUGGUCAAAGAUAAAAAAGUGUGCUUGUACUUAUGGCUGCACGCAAGAAGUUAUACUUCUUUGGUCUAAUGAAGCAAAAGUCAUUAAAAUGAUUUAUUCCUCGUGCUAUUCUACGUUUUUAGAAAGAACAAUUUUGUAAAAAUCUUGCAAAGAUGGCUUUGACAAUUAAUUAUUAAAUAAUGAAUACGGCUGUACGGGCUUGAACUCUUUGCCUGUCCUAAUAAUGGACGAAGAAAGAAAUAUACGCAGAAAAUUUUAGGAACCAACUUCAACCUGUUACUUUUGUGUUAUAGUGAUGCGCGUGCAUCUUAAAAUUUCACUCUCAUCAUUUAUUCAUGACGCGCCUAAGGAAGUAUAACUUCGAAAAAUUCUGCAGUAGUUUAUACAUGAUUGUGCCUCACAAAUUGAUUUAUAUUGAGAAAGAUAAAAUCACAAAAUAAAUAAUAGUUUCAUGUUAUAUAAUAUAUAUAGGUGUACUAAAUGAUUAUAUUAAGCACAAUAAUAUAGUGAACUUUAUAUAUGUCUUAAUGAAUUAUAGAUUAUAAUAUUAUGUUAGAACCUCGCAUUCCUUUCGCAGCAAAUGAUUUUCAAUCGAAGUUUAUGUUUAAUAUGUUGUGUUCAGAGUUAUAUCCUACAGCGCCACGUUGAUGUGUCAAAAUGAGAUGAAGGAAAAUAUUAGCCUAGUAAUAUAAAAUUUACCCACUUUUUACACAAAUUAUCUUGCCCCAAAUUAAGCACAAAUAGCCUGUGUUAUGUGUUACAAGACAACGAUAUAUUUAAUACAAUAUACUUACUUAAACAUACAUAAACUCAUAUAAACGUACAUAAAUACAUUUAAACAUCCAUGACUCGGAACCAAACAUCCAUAUUCAUCAUAUAAAUGCUUGCACCUACCGGGAUUCGAACCCGAAACCUAGUGAAACCUUUAAACUGAAUUCAAAUUAUUAGUCUGGUCUAGCCAACAUAUUAGCUGCGAAUGGAAUACGAGUUCUAAAUACAAACCGAUUAGAGGGCGUACAUUAAUUACUUGAGGAGUUAAGAUGGGCGUGGGUGUCGAGUAGAAUCUCACCCAAUCUCACGUGGGGGAGAGUGGGGUCUCAGCAAAUAUCACGAUUUUUUUUUGGUUGUGAGAAAACUGUCUUAAAUUUAAGUAAUAACUGUCUUAAAGUAAGUAAUUUAAACUUAAUUAAGUGAAAAAAAAGAGUAGUUGUCUUAAGUAAUAGUCUUUAAAUAAAAAUAAUUACGUAAUUUUUUUUAAAUCAAUCUAAUGCAAUUAAGCAUAUAUAAAUCAAUUUAUAUUAAAAAUAAGCAUUUAGAAAAACCUCAUGUGAGAUUUGAGAUUUGUAGGGGAUGAUUCCCCAAAAUCUAUACAAACGAGAAAGGGAGGGUCAAUAAGUCACAAAAAUCGCCUCACGUAAUUUAUGAAUGCCCCCUUAGUGUCGGACGUCACUAAUACCUGUGUCGAUUAGUUAGUCAACUUCAAACGUUAAAACUUUAGAUAAUUUAUACAUCUAGAUAGUCUCUUGUUGUUAGACAACCGAUACAAACAGGCCAGGAAUAUUGGUUUAGUGUGCGUGACAAGGUACGUCUAACACUCGCUAUUUGUAUGACACUUUGUGUUACUGUGCGUGAAUUGCUCAAAAUAGCGGUUAGUUGUAAAGUAAUUUUUUUUUUCUUUUUCACACCUGUCUUUGUCUAUCUAGAGCCUUUUUUUAAUGAAAAUAAGGGACGGUAAUUGAUACGCCCUACCCAUUACGAUGCAGUGCCACUCAGGAUUCUUGAAAAACCCAAAAAAUCUGAGCGGCACUACAAUUACGCUCGUCACCUUGAGACAUAAGAUGUUAAAUCUCAUUUGCCCAGUAAUUAAACUAGCUUCGGCGCCCUUUACACCGAAACACAGUAAUGUUUACACAUUACUGCUUCACGGCAGAAAUAGGCGCCAUUGUAGUACCCAUAAACUAGCCGGCUUCCUGUGCAAAGGAGCCUCCCACUGGUGUCUAGACGUAUAAAUGUUCUAAGGUUAAAACCAAGUGCAAACGUUUUACCAGACGUUCAUUAUUUAUUCUCUCGUACGAAUAAGACUUUAAUGAGACGCGACAGAACCGUGCGUCCGUUGAUGUGUUUCCAGCUUUAUACCCCCUUAUUCAUAACGGUCCGCUAACUUUAAACAGCCGCUUAGGAGUGUUUUAUCUCAUUCUGACUUAGGUCAAUAGAAGAAGACAGAGUGAGAAUUAGCAAUGCUUUAAGUUAGCAAACUAUUAUGAAUAAGGGGGAUAGUGAUUAGUGCCGAUGUUGUUUCAGAGAUAUGUAUUAUGUAAUUGAUAAUUUUAUACGCUUUACAGCUUGCUCUGGUAUAUAAAGGUUGUUGUAGUUAGGCAAAGGCAUAUUUUUGCUAGUACGUUUUGUGCAGAUGAAAUAUUUUGUAACGAAUAGGUAUGAAUGUAAUUUAUAUUAUAUUUGAUGGUUGCUUAGACUAAGAGUGAUUUUGAUGGGGGAAUUAUUCAGUGUCUGUAACCGUAUGUGUUCUUAUGUACAAGAAUUUGAUAGAAAUAAUUUGUGUUUUAAUAUGAAAAAGACAUAGAUAGCAAUGAGAUAUGAAUGCAUUUUAUUAAUCGUAGACAAGAAUUGUAGUAACUGUCAAUUUAAUAAUUAUUUAUGACAAGAAAUAUGUAUUGAAUAUAUUUAUAAUAUCGGAGCAGAAUUAUUACCAACUUUAAACAAAGUAUCAUUUAAUUAUUUUCUUCAUAUUAUGAGAACAAAUAAAUAUUUACUCAGUUUGAGCGAAGAAUGGUAUUUGUGGGUAGUUCUAAAAAAGAGAUAUUAGGAGAGCUAAGUGAUUGAGAGUUAUGUAUAGGUUUGUAAACUGGGUCUUCCGACGUAACUGAUAAUACAUCUCGCUGUGUUGUGUUCUAAUUUCAGUAUUUUAUCUAUUAUAUUAAUGUUAAAUAUAUAACCAUACUUGGGUUAUAUAAUAAAUAAGUUCUUUUUAGGUUAUAUAUUAUUAAAUUCAUUUCUUUUAAUGUCACAAUGUUCCUUAUUGUUUUUGCUGAUUUGUAUCCUUGUGAAAAAAAGAUUUCUUCCUCGAAAGGUUUGUUUCCGUUGCCAACAUUUAUCAAAUUUCGUUUGAAUUACAUACUAUUGCUAAAAACCUAUGUCUGCAUCUAGCAUGAUAGUAUGUUGUCCUGACGUGUUGUAGAUGUUGAGUUUUGCCCAGACAUACAUCCUAACAAGCAGACAAAAAUCUGUAAACUACUUUUUUGGCUUCUUUAAAAAAAAAUGUACAAUGUACAGUUGUUACUUUGUUACGAUGUUAUUAUAUUUAUAGAUACCGUAAUCUAUUUUAGUAAUAGAUUUAAAGGUGGUUCCGUAAUAAUAUAGUCGGCGACUAUCUUAUAAAUUAAAAGACUCUGUCUCAUUUCAUUAGGGACCUCUACACUUUUACAGCGGAUACUAAUCGAAUAAAAAAAAAUUUCGUUUUACCACUCUGCUAAGCUAUCCCGCACACUUAAAUUAAUCCUUGAUUUACGUUUAAUAUGAAGAGGACAGAGUUUUUUCAAAAACCACACAAAAUUCAAAUAUACGCCAUAAAUUUUGGGGUUGAAACACACAUAUCCCUUGAUUGUGCGUUUUGUACUAUUUUUUUAGGAAAAGAAAUUAAUAAGUGCAUUAAUGGCGAAAAAAUAAAGAUUCCUACUAAACCUCUCUUGUUUGAUUGUUAUUAUGAACUGUUCAUGCUAAGCGUGCAAAAAGGGCAAGUGCAGAAAUAUUCUCUAUUCUGAAGUCGCCAUGCUGAAAAAACUGAUAAAAUAUAUUUCAUUAAUUGCUUCGAAAACGAUAUUGUUGGAGUGCCAAAAUUUUACGAGAUUAUACAGUGUGUCUGUUGAGCCACGGAACGAUAUUUAAGGAGACAACUAGGUACUCGAUUAUCGUUCUAAUUGUGUAACAAUAAAUAUGUUGCUUUAUUUUGGAAAAAUCUUCGUUAUAAAUAAAUGAAGUUUGGAUAUAUCACUACUUGCGUUACUAAUUUGUUAGCGCUAAUAGCACAAUAAAGUAAUAGCACAGUACUUCAACUUAAUGCUAGCGCGCCCUAAUCGACGCUCGCAUACAUACAGUUAGGCUAUGGUCUCCUAUUUUAUGCCGUACGCGGCGUCGGGCGUUGGCGUCAACGUUCAUUUCCGUGGCUUCCAACGUCUGGACGCAACGCACAGCGUCGGCGGUCAAAAGAAUCGAUAAAAUAAAAAUCGAUUUUUCUGUAUUCAAAAUUAAUCGAUUUCUGCGAAAAAUUCGUUUUUUUUUGUAUUAUUUAAAAGUACAUGCUUUUCAUAUUCCCAUUAUAAUCCUAAGAUAUUCAUGUUAACAAUUUAUCAGAUUAUAAAUCAAAUAAAAUUAUAUGAAUAAAAAAAUAAUUACAUAAUAAAAAUAAUCACAAAUUCAAAGCCAAUUUUCCCUUAAAAUUUCAAGGUUAGGAAUUAGGAAACCAAAUAGCAUUAUUGAUACAAAUUUUAGUACUAUUAAACGUUGUAUUUAUUAUAAUAAAAAUGAAAUGAUGAGCAUCCCAACAAAAAGACAAACUUAUUGUCUCAAAAACUAAAAUAUAAAUCAAAUAAAAAAAAAUUGCCAUACAUGUCCAGUCCUAUUUUAAAUUUGACUAGUUCUAAAAUAAAAUUCUUAAAAUGAGGAUUAAAAAAAAUUAAAGGACUACUCUAGUCUCAAAAACUGAAAAUCUAUUUCAGUACGUAACUAAUCGAUUUAUUAAAAAUCCAUUAAUAUCACUAUAAAAUCGAUAACAAAAAAACGAUUACAAGAAAAUAAAAAUCGAUUAUUUUUUAACAGACUUCAAAAAGGAGAAGGUUAUCAAUUCGAUCGGUUUUUAUUUUUAUGUAUGUACACCAAUUACUUUGAGAUUUAUGACCCGAUUUACGUAAUUCUUCGAUUGGACCAAAUGGCAUCUAUUUCGAUGCGAAAUAGAUGCCAUUUGGUGCUUUAAAAAUUUUACAUAGUUUGGCCCAGUAGUUUUCACUUUAUGUACAUUUAUAUCAAAAUUUUUGUCUACCUGGAUGACAUAAUUGUUUUCUGUGUACUGCUUAUUUUUUGGAGUUUUCGUUCAGGUUGAUUAUAUAUUAUUAUUAACUGACACUAAACCGUAAAAAAUAAAAAUAUGAUCUACGUUAAAAAAAACCGACUUCAAAAACUGAAAAGUAUCAAAUAACUAAAAAUUUAAUUUAAUACACCUCUUAUGCAAACCAUUACCUUUAUUAUUAAUAAAGUACUAUUAUAUAUGUGCUACCUAUAGAUAGGUUUUAAGUCGGUGCCGGUCAUCAUUUUGUGUGACGCGAGGGAUGACCUUCAUGCUGCAAUGGUUCGAAAUGACUAGAGGCGGCGCACGGUGUUCGUAUGCCGCGCGGCGUCAACACGCACGUCGACGUGUGAAAGAGACCACAACAGAAAAAUUAUAUAGUAAGCAUUGUGACGCAGCGUACGGCGUAACGAGACGUCGCGUACGGUGUAAAAUAGGAGACCAUAGCCUUAAAUUGAGUUAAAUUAGCUUCGCCACGGCAUCCGCUUCGUCAAACUUUUUGUAUGUACCAACUGUAGGUAUAAAUUUCAAGGAAACCGCUGGUUAAGCUACUGUUCUAUUACAUCUAUUAUGCUUAUAGGUCCAUGUGUUCGUAUGGUGACCAUGCGUUGUGCCAUUUAUUACUUUCGUUUACUUUUUAGUCAAUUAAUAUCUAUUUUUUGUUUUAUUUUUCAUCGGUAUACCCAGAUGUUCGCCAAAUAUCAUGUUAUCGAGUAUCGACUAGUAACUUAGCAGCCGUGCUGUAUGCCAUUCGUAAUAUGUGUGAUUUUUUGUACCGGUUUUGACGGUAUUAUUAAAUAUUUAUCUUUAUAAUGUUGGUAACGUGACAUUGAUAAACUAACAAUUGUUAUUGAUUAUAAAACUUAGAUAGAAAUGAUAUUGUAUUUGUAAAUAAAGGUACAUUAUACACAUA
Messenger RNA from Leptidea sinapis, 9396 nucleotides. It is a transcript of the gene Git, whose product is annotated as ARF GTPase-activating protein Git. The record is from RefSeq and is a predicted model, not a curated record. Lineage: Eukaryota; Metazoa; Arthropoda; Insecta; Lepidoptera; Pieridae. The transcript has 13 exons. Gene Ontology annotation, molecular function: protein binding; GTPase activator activity. Gene Ontology annotation, biological process: brain development; regulation of ARF protein signal transduction. Bases 109 to 2154 code for a protein of 681 amino acids.